Molecule: messenger RNA, 1674 nt
Organism: Lacerta agilis (Sand lizard)
Lineage: Eukaryota; Metazoa; Chordata; Lepidosauria; Squamata; Lacertidae
Gene: PUSL1
Product: pseudouridine synthase like 1
Exons: 8
Coding region: 192-1082 (296 amino acids)
Biological process (GO): tRNA pseudouridine synthesis
Molecular function (GO): pseudouridine synthase activity; RNA binding
Source: RefSeq, a predicted model, not a curated record
UAGCAUUUUUUAAAGCGGGGGAUAACAGCUGUUUGUUUGUUUUUUAAAUAUUGCAACAAGAGUUUUCCACUUCCAGACUCAGGCAACUGUGAAAUUUGCCAGCAGUUAUUAAUAAUGGCAAUGUUAAUUGUUCAGAGCAUCAUAUUAACGAUUCAUAGCUGAAAUUUCACGGCGGCUUUUGAAAAACCAACAUGGUUUCUCCAAAAACUCGGUAUCUGCUGUUCUUUCAAUACUUUGGGACCAAGUAUAGUGGCGUGCAGGAGGUUCCCCCUGACCGGGCGGUGCUUGGAGUGCAGAAUCACUUGGAGAUGGCAGCAGAGAAGCUCCGGCAUUGCACGCCGAGCAAGUUCACCAUCUCGAGCCGCACGGACUCCGGGGUGCAUGCCCUCUGCAACGCCGCCCACCUCGACAUCGAGAGGCCAGACGGGAAGCCACCUUUUGCAGGAAACGUCCUCACCGACACUCUCAACUACCACCUGAAGCCUGAGCCCAUCCGCAUCCUGGGUGCUCGUUGCGUCCCCAGCACCUUCCACGCCCGCUUCUCGGCCCGGUCGAGGACCUACGUCUACCGGGUGGCGACCGGGUGCUCUCACUAUUUGGAGCUGCCUGUCUUUGAGCGGAAGCGCUGCUGGGCGACGUAUCGUGGCCAUCUGAACCCGCUGGCCAUGCAGGAGGCAGCGGCCUUCCUGCUGGGCACCCACGACUUCAGCACCUUCCGCUCACCCUCUACGGAACUCCCCAGGCGAAACCCAGUUAAGAGCCUUUCGCGGGUGGAGGUCAGGCCUGCUCUUGGCUUUCUCUCAGAGCACAGCAAAGACAGCCACCUGAGGUUUUGGGAGAUGGAGUUUACGGGCCCCUCUUUUCUCUACAAACAGGUGCGGAGAAUGGUUGGCGUCUUGGUGGCUGUCGGCCAGGGCCGCCUCGAACCUCGUCGUGUGCAAAGGCUUUUGGAGAUCAGGGACCUGAUGGCUUACCCCAAGAACACCAUUGCGCCGCCCGAUGGACUCUUCCUUAAAGAUGUGGAGUACUGCGAAGCUGACUUGGAGAUCAGCGAAACGGAAGCAGAAUGGCAGCCUAAUUGAACUCCCCAUGACUGGAACAGAGAGAGGUCAGGGGAGGAGAGCACCCUCUUUCCUGUUAUGUGGCCACAUGACUUUAGACCUAUUCACACACAUACGUGGAACAUUCUUCAAUAUCCCACCCCUACGAAGCAAACUAUAUACAGACAUUUGGGGUGGGGGUGUACUUAGGGUGCAAUUACAUUUGAACCAGGAUUUGAACCCAAAGCUCUUGAGCUGGGACCUCACGCUGUUGUAUGCUGUGUAAGACGGAACAUGGCAUCCUGAGAAUCUCCGCUUAAUUCUUUUAGAACAACACACUAGUCCCUAGUGAUAAGCUUGGAAAUGCAGGGCAGGGCUGUCUCAGUAACAGGAGGCGGACUGGGCCUUGCCUUGCCAGUGAGGUCUUGAUGCUGCAGAGUGGCUUCAGUUUGGAGGUUAAGCUCUGCCUCUGCCAGGAACUCGCUAGGGGGUCCUUUUUGGCAGACAUUCACUUCAAAGCCUUUUGUGCCUCAUCUGCAGAACUGACGUGAUCCUUACUGGCCUACCGUAGAGAGCCGUUAUGAAGAUUACAGCAAGAUAGCAUGCAUGAAGCCAUGUGGGUGCCACGUAAAAG